UAUAAAUUGUGCAAGCAGAGUAGUUUAAAGAAACUGGUUUUCAUUUGAGAUGAAGCUUUCUCUAGGUUUUACUUGGUUGAUGUUCGUCGUGCAUCUUUUAGAAUGCAACUCGUUGAAACGUGCUUUUGUAAUAAACAAUCCAAAAAUUCUGAUCGUGAUAAUGCAGCAAGCGAAUGAGCCGGUUUUUCCAAAAACAUACAAUUACACAAGCUAUGAAGAGAUAAUAGUAAGAUCAGCUAAACUGAAUGCGUUGACGACGGAAAUGCAAACAGCGAUUUCAAAUGUUACAACAUUAAGGAUUCAAAGUGGAUGGAUGGAGAGUAUUAAUUUGAUGGAUCAACAGAGCAUCGUGCAAAUACACAAUUGUAGCACUAGUUUAGUUAUCAUCAACCCAAAUUUAAACUAUCAAACGGCAGACCUAGCGAUCGUUUAUAACCGUUUAGAAAAGCUUCCAAAGCAUCUGAAUGUUUUGACCAAUUUGGAGAAACUUUUUCUUCACGACAAUCGAAUCGAGUUUGUUGCGAUGGCGGAGUUCAAUGGUUUGAAUAAACUAAAGUUGCUAGCCUUGCAAAGAAAUAAGAUUACCGAAAUCAGAGCAACGCUACAGAAUCCAGUGAUCCUUCCCAAGUUGGAAAAAAUCUUUAUCGAUAAUAACCACCUCACCGAUAUAAAUUUUGAGCAUUGGAAUACUCCUUACCUUAAUUUAAUUCAUUUGCACGAGAAUCAACUGCAGAUCGCCCUUUCACUUCCGGGCAAACUAAACGGAUUGAAAGGAGUCGCACUGGCCACCAAUCCCUUAAACUGUGAGUGGCUUAACUCUACUUUGAAGCAACUUAAGGAUCGUAAAAUAACGGUAUAUGAUGAACACAUUACAAAGUGCAACGCAACAGGACCAGAAUUGAAAGAAAUUGUUCGCAGAGUCAACUUCAAGGAAACGUUUGCCACUCUGCCACUUUUACGACACAGUCAAUUUGAAUUAAAAGAAUUUCUGCAAAGUAAACUGAAGAACUUGGAAGCCAACAUUGAGAUUCGGCAGCAGCGGAAUGAAUCGCUACAAACCAAUUUUGACAAGAUUGAUAUCAGAAUAAGCGAGUUAUCAUCGAAAAGUGAAAAACUUCAAACAGAAUUGCAAACCAAUUUAUUGCAAACCACCAACGCUACAUCGACAACCGAUCAAAAGCUGAAAGAAAUGGAAUCAUUUUUCAAAUUACAGAUGGAAUCGUUGCGAAAAUCGGCCCUCGACAUUACCGAAGCUACGGAUUUGCACCUGCUGAAGAGCAAUCAAAGUCCUGACCAGGAGCUAGUGGAGAUGAGGCAACAUUUCGAGCGGAAAAUCUCAAAGCUUGAGACUGAUGGUAAGAAUUUUCAGGCAGAGAUUCAACACGUUUUAAAAUUAUUGAACGAGCUGCAGCGACAACAGAACGAGUCUCCAACCAGCAGCACAGACUCGGUUCACGGAGGAACUUUCAAGCUAGACACAUAUGUAGUGACUUUUGUGGUUCUGGCAAUCUUAUUUUGCUUAUACUUGGUGAAAACUAACUUUGGUUCAAUCAUGUGUGCCAAGUCUGACAAAAGGAAGAAAAAUCGUGUGGGUGAAAUGCCGCUUACUUCGAUUGCUGAUGACACCCAACAAUACUUGGAACGUCAACAAUUUGACAAAAAGUGAGGCCACCACCGGUUGAAAUACAUGUGAAAUUUUAUGUUUAGUUUAGUUUGCCGCAACAUCAUUUGUAAUCUGUAGAAUUAUG
Culex quinquefasciatus (southern house mosquito) is the source of this 1748-nucleotide messenger RNA. Its product is annotated as adenylate cyclase-like. Gene Ontology annotation, molecular function: protein binding. NCBI's taxonomy places the organism in Eukaryota, Metazoa, Arthropoda, Insecta, Diptera, Culicidae. The transcript is spliced from 2 exons. The coding region runs from base 50 to 1666 and encodes 538 amino acids. The record is from RefSeq and is a predicted model, not a curated record.